UCUACUAAUUCUCAAUCGUAUAAAUGCUUGUCAGAAAUAGGAUGUGUUAAUGUAAAAAGUUUCUGCUACAUUUGGAUGAUUUAUCAACUGAUAAACAACUUAUGUCCAAACUUGUCAGAAUGAGGCCUAUUGGAGUGGUGAAUUCUCUGUUCACUUAUAAGAAUGGAACACCUCGUCAGCCAUCUGUUUGUGACUCAGCUAGAGGCAGCAUCACGAUUAGUAAAGAGAUUUUCAACACACCUGAACACUCCUUAGAUGGCAUCCAACAGUACUCCCAUAUUUGGAUAAUCUUCGAGUUCCACAAAAACAACAACCAGUACACAAAGGCCAAGGUCAGACCUCCGCGACUAGAUGGCCGUAGGGUGGGAUUGUUCUCAACCAGGUCACCAUACCGACCAAACCCGAUCGGCCUAACCCUUGCCAAAUUGGAAAGGGUCGAAGGUGCUAAGCUCCACAUAUCAGGCAUUGAUAUUUUAGAUGGAUCUCCUGUCCUAGAUAUCAAGCCAUAUAUACCCAGCUAUGACUCUCCAGGGACGUCCGCCACAAUGACGGUCACCCCUACAACGACGUUGAGUGACGCUGACCAUCUAUCUGACAGCAGUGAUGACCAAGUCUCGGACAUCGUUACAGAUGAUGAGCAUUCCAGCAAAUCAAUGGACGAUGCAGAAAGGACAAAUCUGAACGGUCAGAAACAAAGUAAGGUAUUUGACAUUAGAAAGGGACCAUGUUUUAUGGAAACAGGAGGGACUCCUGAUGGCAGUGAAUUACAAACAAGAAGCCAAAAGGAAGUUGUAAAUGAAGAGCAAACAUUGGCAGAUCAUUCAAAAGUUACCAAAAAUUCUGUACCUAGUGAAGUGUCUACUACGGAAGUUUCUACAGAGGUAUCCUCAAAUUCUAACAUUAAAUCUAGUCAGAGUCAAAAUGAUGUUCCCAUAGCAGCAGGAGAAUGUGAAACAGAGUCAUCAUUACCAGAUUGUUCAAUAAAAACAGCACAGUGGGUGAAAGAACCUCCUAUAGAUAAAUUAACUGUGAGAUUCACUAUUACCGCUGAAAAACAACUUGCUAACUUCAGCAAGAGUACAGAAGACUUGGAUCACAGACUUCAGUUUUUAGAGUCACCUAAGGAAGCCCGUGAUGCCAUAUGUCAGAUUUUGACGGAGGACCCGAGAUCUGUGUACAGACGACAGAGUUGCCCAGACAAUUUGUAUUUUUUUGUCGUAGACAAGGUGCAUGCGACUUGUUGGUUUGAUGAGAGCUUGGUGGAAGUUGUGAGGAUCAAACCAGUGUCGCAAGUGAAACAUUUACAGAUUUCUAAGUGAAUUAUACAGGAUACUGGUCAGGUUAAACAUACUGGUGUUUAUUUUGUUGAUUGGACAGGCUGUCAUCGUAUUUAGAAUUAACAGGUUUUUUGUUCAGUCAAACCUGCGCACCACCCACAAAAAUGUAAAUCUUGUGAUAGAUUCAAAUAUAAGAAGUAUGCUCGCUGAUAAAGAACAUAGGGCCUGCCAUCACAAACUAAUAGGUGACUGGGGAUGGAAUUUUGUGAUGGAUUCAAUAUAAGAAGUAAACAUCCUAAUAAACAACAUGAAACAUGAAGCCAUUUUACUGUUUUUAUUUUAGAUAUAUGUAUUUUUCAUCAAGAACAUUAUCUGAUGUUUUAUAACUACAUAGUCUGAAAUAAAAUUUGUACGUGUAUAUUGCAUAGAUAUAUAUCAUAAAUAAAUAAAACUUGUAAAUAUGUAUAUCUGUUUUAUCUACAAAGGCGAAAUAAAUGGUACACAUUUUGGCUACUCUGAUCACGAAGCAACAUUUCAGCAUAUUUCGCUCUCCACAACACUGCCAUCAAUUACAAACCUCAAUGUUCUUUCAAAUUAUCAAGUUCUUUGGACACUAACAACAGAAAUUCACCAACCUAUUAGAUGUGUAUUAUUUUUAAUUCUUACAACUAUUACAUGUAAUAUCGUGUGCUUGAAUUUAAUAAUCUAAAAUUUUAUCUCGGUGAAACUUUAAAUGUUGUUACAUUACUGUUUUCUAAGGAUAUAUGGAACUAUCUAGUAAUUAAGUCAAAAUUUUAUAAAAUAACCAAUCACAUCCUUGAGUUUGAUAGAUGUGGAUAGGGUCGUGACAAGAUUGGGCAAUUUGCAUCUUUAACACAAAGAAAAUUUAAAAUUAAUAUUAUCUAAAAGAACAGAGAAUCAACAAUAAGGUUUUGUACAGAGGGAAAAUAAAUUUCUACUACCGUACAGAUGACAGAUCUAGAUAAUAAAACUGAUACUGUUAUUUCACUUUCUGAAAUAAAACUGAACUUGAUGAUACAGAUAAAAAUAUUGUGUCAAGAAACAUGUAUCUAACCUCUACUAUAUAAGAGGAUACAUGGAACACAGGAUCGACCCGUGUCAACAUCUUGUUUGGAAACAAUACUAGAUAAAUAAACCCUGAUGAUGACACAAUAGAUAUUAAAUCAUGUUCUAUGCAGUAAAAUGAUAUGUUGCUGCUUAUAUCAGUCAGAUCAGAUAGCAGGUACAAUGCUUU
Molecule: messenger RNA, 2532 nt
Organism: Pecten maximus
Lineage: Eukaryota; Metazoa; Mollusca; Bivalvia; Pectinida; Pectinidae
Product: tRNA (adenine(37)-N6)-methyltransferase-like
Exons: 4
Coding region: 102-1319 (405 amino acids)
Source: RefSeq, a predicted model, not a curated record